UGGGGCUGGGGGAGGGGUCCCUUCCUCGCUUGGGUAGGGAUCUUGGUUUGAGUCUUAGUUUGCCUCCUGUUCAACCCAGGUUUGAACCCUGAGCUUCAGCAGAAUAACAGGAGAGUUGGAAGGGACCUUGAAGGUCUUCUAGUCCAACCCCCUGCUCAAGGCAGGAGACCCUCUAUCAUUUCUGUCCGGUCUCUUCAUCCAGUGAUGAAGCAAUCACAACUUCUUGUGGCAAGCAGUUCCACUGGUUAAUUGCCCUCACUGUUAUGAAGUUUCUCCUUAAUUCCAGGUUGCUUCUCUCCUUAGUUAAUUUUCCAUCCAUUGUUUCUUGUCCUCCCUUCCAGUGCUUUGGAAAAUAAGUUGACUCCCCUAUUCUGUGGGGCAACCCCUCAAAUACUGCAAUAUUACUAUCAUGUCCGUCUGUCCUCGUACACACACACACACACACACACACACACACACACACACACCGGUCCUUCUUUUUUUAAAAAAAACAACUAGACUAGACUUCCUCCAUUUCAAUGUUUUGUCUCGAAAAGAAAUUUGAUAUUUUCCUGAUUUAUGCAGGGACUUUCCAAAAAGCCAACUGAAAUAAAUGGAUUGAAACAAACAAACAAAAAAUUAUCGCUCCAUGCUGGGAUGAAAAAAAUGCUUACCAGUUCCUGGUGAGCCAGCUGGAAUACCAGCGUUAUACAGGCAAUCCUCGACUUACGACCACAACGGAGCCCCCAAUUUCUGUCAUUAAGCGAGACCUCAGUGAAGUGAGUUUUGCCUCAUUGGAUGAUGUUUCUUGCCACGGUCGUUAAGUGAAUUCUGCACGACUUAGGUAACGCUUGAGCUGGUCUUCCUCUUCCUCCUUUUCCUCCCCAAGGAGCUCAGAAAACUUCCACCAUCUCUGGAUGUUGUGAUGGAGAACUACGAGCUGGUGACUUCUCUCGGCUAUCCGGUUCUCAAACCCGAUCUCCUGUCUCGGAUCGAGCGGGUCGGAGAGCCGUGCGUGGGUGACCAGCUGGAUUCCACCCGCGGGAUUCCCACCGAUCCAUGUCCAGGUUACCGUUUCUUCAAACCUGAGAGCCUGUCUUGGAUUGAACGGUGGGAGGAACUUGGGGUCACCGACCGUCAGAAGUUGGAGGAAGGCAAACUCUGCGCAGGCGCCUGCCAAGCCGCUGGGCGGAGCAAAGCCAUCAAGGAAGAAGAGGGCGGACAGAAGGGCUUUGUGGCCAGCUUGGAACGCUACCAGCUCUUCCCCGAGAGUUCCCGGGCGGGUCUGUUCUUGGCCCCGAACCCCGGGCAGCUGAGACCCCAACCCCGAGUCAAGAAGGAGGAAGCGGCCUCCUGUGAGCCCAACCUGGGUGGCCCCGGACGUCCCUCCCAAGGCCUGGGUUCGGGCCCCUUCACUUGCGUGGUGUGCGGCAAGUGCUUCCGGCAGAAGCAGGGCCUGAUCACUCACGGGCGCAUCCACACCGGUGAGAAGCCCUAUCCAUGCCUGGAGUGCGGCAAGCGCUUCCGCCAACGCCCCAACCUGCUGACCCACCAGAGGGUUCACACCGGUGAGCGGCCGUUCCCCUGUCUACGCUGCGGCAAGCGCUUCAGCCAAAAGGCCAACCUGGCGGCCCACCAGCGCACCCACGCCGUGCAAGAGGGGCUGAUAGCGCCCGAGCCGAAAGUGCCGGUGCCGCGCGGCAGCCGUUCAACAGAGAAGCCCUUCCCUUGCAGCGUCUGCGGGAAAAGCUUCAGCCAGCGACCCAACCUCAUCACCCACCAGCGCAUCCACACCGGCGAGAAGCCCUUCCCCUGCACCGAGUGUGGGAAGCGCUUCAACCAGCGGGCCAAUCUCAUCACCCACCGACGUAUCCACUCGGGAGAACGUCCCUUCCCCUGCGCCACCUGCGGACGGCGUUUUAGCCAGAAGGGCAACCUGGCGGCCCACCAGCGCACGCACUCGCAGCAGCGGCCCCACGCCUGCUCCUGCUGCCCCAAACGCUUCAAGGGGGAGUCAGCUCUACGCGCUCACCAGCGUACCCAUCGGCAGGUGCUGGGUGCCGAUCCACUGACUAGCACCCUCCUGGCCACCCCUGCGCUACAGCAAGCCCUCCCGGGGGACCCCGCUUCGGCUGCGCAGCGAGCCACUCCUGGCCCCCGUACGGAUAUGCCCGGAGACCCUUCCCCCGGUGUCCACCGACCCGCCCCCUCCAGCCAGCAUGGGGCCCCUCAUGGGCAGAGUCUUCCUGCGGACCCAUCCCCUGGUCAACACACGGCCGGCCCCUCGGCGCACCUCCAAGGAGUGGCCCCCGGCUCAGAGCAGGGCCCGAAGCUGAGCGCUCCGCCCACCAUUCUGGAUCCCCACGUGGAGAUGCUCCAUUGCCAACGCCGGCUGGGCUUACCGUUGCUGCCCACCUCCAGCGCCCAUUCGGUCGUGCCUAUGGGGCAACCCCCGCCCAUCACCUCCAAGCCCAAAGGGUUGUCAGCUGCCCCCCGGCCCACCACCACUGUGGAAGCCCCGAGCGAGAUGCUUCACUGCCUCUGCCACACCGGCAGGGCCUCCUUGGUCAUUCCACACCCCCCGCAUCUGGGGCAGCUCCAGCCCGGCAACAGGGAUGCCCCCGGCCGUGCUUGGCUGGGCCUCCCCUGCCCAACACGCACCCUUCCGCUCCAGCAGGGUGGCCAGGCGCACCCAGCUGCCCCUAAUCCCAGACUUUGCUCGAUUCCUGAUUCUUUGCGGUAACUUGUCUGCACGGGGCGAGCACAGAUUGGCCGGGACUGGACUCCCCUCGGAUCUCCCCUGGCAGCGCCCUGUGGGGCGGACUGCAGGGUUUAUGCAUGUAUCCUAAACCGGGAAGCCGCCGUCUGCCCCCUCCUGCUCUAGGGACACCCAUGGACCCUCCUUGGAUCCACCUGGCCAAGACUCUUUCUGUCUCAAGAGGCAGUCCAUCCUUCCAGCAAGGGCACUCUUCCCCCCCAAAAAAGUGUCAUAUGGCAGGAGGACCAAAACCGUGCCCACCUUGUCUUACCGCUGAGCCCUCCCCCCCCCCCGAAUCUCCCUAGACGCCCCUCCACUCCCGAACAACAGAAGACCCAGAAUUUGGCAGCAGUCAAAACAAGAAGUGAAGAUGGAAGAGCACCCCCCCCGCCCCGGAAACGACUGAUGGCACCACCCCUCGAUGAAUCUUGGGGGGGGGGAAUUCCUCGUACCCAGAGAUGGCUCUCAGCGCACCCCAAGAUGGUGGGUCUGCUCUGUUAUCAUGGCUUUGCAAAGCCGCCUCGGAGACUCCGGAGACCCUGUUCCCUCUCUUGCGAAGAAAAGAUUUUUUCUCUUUACGAAAGGAAAAAUGGAAAUAACUCAUUCCAGUGAUGUACUCUUGUCAUCACGCCGGCACCGCUGCACAAACCAGACGGCUGAACUCUUGCCGGCAAGGGAGUGCCGGCUUUGUGCCAAACUGAACAGGCCGGUGGUCAUGCUCCCCGUGUGUCCGUCGGGGUGAUGCAGAACUUGGAUUUUUUGG
Molecule: messenger RNA, 3500 nt
Organism: Pantherophis guttatus
Lineage: Eukaryota; Metazoa; Chordata; Lepidosauria; Squamata; Colubridae
Biological process (GO): regulation of transcription by RNA polymerase II
Cellular component (GO): nucleus
Molecular function (GO): RNA polymerase II transcription regulatory region sequence-specific DNA binding; DNA-binding transcription factor activity, RNA polymerase II-specific
Source: RefSeq, a predicted model, not a curated record